Molecule: messenger RNA, 1290 nt
Organism: Lotus japonicus
Lineage: Eukaryota; Viridiplantae; Streptophyta; Magnoliopsida; Fabales; Fabaceae
Product: protein LIKE COV 2
Exons: 7
Coding region: 251-1027 (258 amino acids)
Cellular component (GO): Golgi apparatus
Source: RefSeq, a predicted model, not a curated record
GUGAGGAAUGAGGAUAGAAAGAAAAAGAUCACAUCCUCGAAAACCACGUUAACGGGGACAUUGCUCGUGGGUGGGGGGUUAAUGCGAUUUAUCCGGUGACGGAGAGUGAGUGAAUGAGUGAGAGGCAGUGUUGCUUAGUAUCCAAGACAAAUCAUUACUACCACCACACCAUUGAAACCCAAAUCAAGCUCUGAACUAAGAUCUACCAGUUUUUUAUUUCUGGCAUCAAAAUCGUGAGUGAAGAAACACGAUGCCGGAGGAGAAAGAGUCAACGUCGAUUCCUCUCAGUCAAGCUGAAGACAAUGCCUCCUGUGACGAUCCCGAAGAUCCAGCCAAGUCUCCACCAAACUCGCCCAACUCUUCAACUCGCAGGGCAUGCUGUUUUGUUCUCCAGAGUUGGUUCUCAAAGAAAUUUAUGACUGGAUGCGUUGUUCUUUUUCCAGUUGCAGUUACCUUUUUUAUUACAUGGUGGUUUAUUCAGUUUGUUGAUGGUUUCUUUAGUCCAAUAUACUCCAGGCUUGGCAUUGACAUAUUUGGACUGGGUUUUAUUACAUCGUUAGCUUUUGUAUUUCUUAUUGGUGUUUUUGUUUCGUCAUGGAUUGGCGGCACUGUUUUCUGGAUUGGAGAAUGGUUCAUAAAGCAAAUGCCCCUCGUUAGACAUAUAUACUCUGCGUCCAAGCAGAUCAGUGCUGCAAUUUCUCCAGAUCAAAAUACUACUGCCUUUAAAGAGGUAGCAAUUAUCCGUCAUCCGCGUGUUGGUGAAUAUGCUUUUGGCUUCAUUACAUCAACUGUUAUUCUACAGAAAGAGAAUGAAGAUGAAGAGCUCUGUAGUGUUUUUGUCCCAACGAACCAUCUGUAUAUUGGUGAUAUACUUUUGGUUAACUCCAAAGAUGUUAUAAGACCAAAUCUUUCCAUUCGAGAAGGCAUAGAAAUAAUUGUUUCUGGGGGAAUGACUAUGCCUCAGUUGAUAUCUCCGGUGGAAAGGGUUACUCGACCGAAUGAGAGAAUCUUGAACAGAAUCGGAUAAUGCAAUGAGUCUACGGUUUUAAGAUAUAGCUUGGAAUCCUUGCCAUUACAGUGUGGAUGGUCCAUGCCGUGAUCGAAAAUGAAAUCUGAACCGCCUUGUGAUGGAAUUCGUAUACUACAAUUUUUGUUUAAAAUUUACAGUUUCAAUUCGAAGUUCAAAUGAGAGUAAGAUACUAAGAUGCCUUGUAGUAAUGUAAUGUAAUUAUCAUAAUCCUAGACUCCCAAUAUUCCCUUCUAUUAGUUUUACUUCUCCCUUCUAUUGUA